AUGGCGGGCUGGCGGCGGGCACUCCUGCGCACCGCCCGGCGCUACCCUUGGCCCACGAACGAGCUGCUCUAUGCCCCACUAUUCUCAGCCAGUGAUGCGCUGCAGCAGCAGCUGCGGGGCAGCCCUGCCAACCGGCGGCAGACGCAGCGCAUGGCCACUGUGACCAUGGCCUUCCACGUGAACUUCAAGUAUGUGUGGCUGUGCCUGCUGGAGUGCGUAAUCGUCCUGGCCAAGGUGCUGUGCGACCAGGCGCUCGGCGGGCUGGUGUACGUCUCUGCCUUCUACCUCGGUAUGAGUAUUCUCCAGCAAAAGGUUGACAUAUUUUUGGACCUGAGACAGAAAUUCUGGAAUACAUAUAAGAGUGGUCUGAUGUACCGGCCUUUUGUACAGCUGUUCCGUCUUAAGCUGGGCACAGUCCAGACCUUUACCUACUUUGGCCCCAGGCCCAUAUAA
Mesoplodon densirostris (Blainville's beaked whale) is the source of this 453-nucleotide messenger RNA. Its product is annotated as mpv17-like protein. The record is from RefSeq and is a predicted model, not a curated record. Gene Ontology annotation, cellular component: cytoplasm; membrane. NCBI's taxonomy places the organism in Eukaryota, Metazoa, Chordata, Mammalia, Artiodactyla, Ziphiidae.